AUGGAUGGCCUCUCGGGUGCUGCGAGUAUAAUCGCAGUGGUGCAACUCACGGCUGAGGUUACGAAAUACAUCAUCGGCGUCGCUGGGGCCUCAAAGGAUCGACAGAGACUGCUUGACGAAAUAUUAGCCUGCGAGGCUCUCCUCUUGCGACUCCGCAAUUAUUCCAAAGGAACUGAUGGACCCGAGAUUGAGGAUUGGGACGCUGACCAGACCAAGACUGAUAGUGCCCAGACGUGGUCGGUCAAGGUCAGGGCCUUGGAGAGCGACAAUGCACCUUUGUAUCGUUUGUUUAAGAUCCUCGAUGCUGUCAAAACAAAACUGCAACCAAGUCACGGGAGCGGGAUCCAGAAAGUUAAGGCCGCCUUGAAAUGGCCAUUCGACGAGAAGGAAGUGGCAAAGCUCGUCGAUGCAUUUCAGCGCGAAAGAUCACUUUUGCAUUUUGCCAUGACACACGAAAGCACACAGCUAGUUCAACACAUCAAGGCAACCUCAGACGACAAUAGCAGACAAUUGACCGAUUUGGUCAGACUUAUCAAGAACAAAUCGGCUGAUGAUGAGCUUCGAGUCGCACAGCUUGAUCGUAUCCUGACCGGCAUACAGCUGUCCAACCUCAACAUAGCAGAAGGGAUCGGGCAUCUUCAAAACAGUCAGAUGAGCGCUCACCAGAAAGAAGUCCUUGACUGGAUGUCACCCGUGGACUAUGCUCCCCAACAAAGCGAUAUUUUCAGCCGGCGAGAGCCAGGAACUGGUGAAUGGCUGCUGGAAUCAGAUGAGUAUAAUACCUGGGUGAAAGGUGACAAACAAACAUUGUUCUGCCCUGGUAUUCCAGGUGCUGGCAAAACGAUCAUGGCAUCCAUCGUGGUCAAUUCAUUACUCGAAUCCUUCCAUUCCGAGAGUAACAUUGGAGUUGCAUACAUCUACUGUAACUUCCGUCGGCGCCACGAGCAGAAAGCCAGUGACCUCAUUGCGAAUCUUUUGAAGCAGCUGAGUGAGAACCAGCCUUCUCUGUUUAAGCCGGUAGAGGAGCUAUACAACAAGCGCAAGGCAUCUCGUACGCGUCCAUCGCUACAGGAACUUGGCCGUGUCCUUCAAGAGGUUGCCGCGACAUAUUCUCGCGUGUAUAUCGUCCUUGACGCUCUGGACGAAUGCGAGGCCACCGACGGUACACUACCCAAUUUCAUCCAACAAGUACUUGACCUGCAGAGUGCAACAAGCACAAAUAUCCUAGCAACCUCCAGGUACAUACCAGAGAUCAAGGAGAAGUUCAGGAAAGCCGUCUCUCUUAAAAUCCGCGCCAUUUUUGUUCAGAACAAGCCGGAGCUGCAAGAGGAAAUCAAGACAAGAAUACUGGAAUCAGUCCAGGGGAUGUUUCUUCUUGCCCAGCUACACCUUGAUUCUCUUGUCGGCAAGAGAUCACCGAAAGCUGUGCGAACUAUUCUCAAAGCUUUGCCGAGUAGCUCAAGCACGUCAAAAGCCUACGACAAGGCGUAUGGCGAUGCUAUGAAACGAAUAGAAGACCAGUUAACAGAUCAAGCGAUAUUGGCCAAAGAAGCACUCAUGUGGAUUUCAUGCGCCAGGCGGUUGCUCAGUCCCGUGGAACUUCAACACGCCCUUGGCAUCGAAAUAGACUCCACAGGUUUUGAUGAGGAAAAUCUUAGCGAGAUCCCCGACAUCGUUUCUGCUUGCGCUGGGCUGGUUACCGUUGACGAACAGAGCAACACUGUGCGACUAGCACAUUUCACAACACAAGAAUAUUUCGAGCGAACACAGGACCAGUGGUUCCCAAAUGCUGCUCGAGAAAUAACCGUUAAAACACUGACAUAUCUAUCUUACGAUCUUAUUGUUGAUCAAGUCAGGACUGCUCGAAGUCCAAAACCUGAUAUUACGGUACAAAGGGCUGCAGAAAAUUCGGAUACUGUUAUUGAUCAAUCGAAAGACCAAAAUCCAGGAUCGCCGAGUCCCGGUCUUGGUCGCUCGAAAAGCCAAGAUUGGAAGAUCAAAAAUGAAGUUACAGAGAGCGACGAAGAUUAUGAUGUUAAGAAGACGCUCCGAGACUAUCCCCUCUGUCGAUAUGCAUCAUGCCAUUGGGGUUACCACGCUCGCGACGUCUCGGAAAUGCCUGAUAUUGUGAAGAAUUUUUUGUCGUCAGAGAAACUUGUCAAGGUGACUGAGCGUCUGAGAUAUGCUGGUGGAUUCAAUCCUGGGACCACUGGCCUUCACGAGGCGGCGUACUUUGGGUUCGAAGAGGCCGCAGAAUGGAUGUUACAGAGAUGCUCGAUCGACGCACUUGACUCUUACAAUGUAUCGAUUCUGGAGAUGGCAUGUGGCCUUGGCCACCUUUCGCUCGCCGAAACACUUCUCAAGAAGGGGGCAAAUCUACGCGGGACGCCAAUUACAUAUGCAGCUCGACGAGGGCAGGAUGCUAUCGUAACAUACCUAUUCCAAUAUGGCGCGCCACUGGAACCAGGCGCACUAGAGGCAGGUUUCAGACAUUUCAAGGAUUCCAAGAUAUCAGUCGACAAGGUGCCCAUGUUUCAGACGCUGUUGGAACACGGCGCUGAUCCCAACAUAUUGAUUGACGAAACGUCGCGACCUCUACAUCAUGCCACCUCGGAUAAGGUCGAGCCUCUCGUCCGAGUUUUACUCGACCACGCGGCUGAUGUGAACGGACGAGACAAGGAAGGUCGAACAGCACUACACUUGGCGGUCGACUCCGAAAUGGAGUCAUUAGUACGACUCCUCGUGGACCGUGGAGCCGAAGUCAACGCGCAAGAUGACCAAGGUCACACGCCACUUUAUCAUACCGUAGGGCGCGAUAUCGAUCCCAUCGUGAAAUUGCUGCUCGACCACGGUGCCAAUGCUAUCCUGCAAGAUAAGCAUGGGCUUUCAGUGCCUCAUCUAGCUAUGGCCUCUUCGUUUGAGUGUCUCGUCCAGAGUUUUAUCGGUGGCGGAGAAAGCACAAAUGCCCACUGUGCAACUCACAAAACCCCCUUGACGGCAGUCGCUGGUAAUUCUCUGAAGCCUGCGAUGCUUGAAGAUAAGCCGCAGAUGGUUUUCGAGGAAUACCCCUUGAUCGCCAUACAUGAGUUGGCGCUUUUUAGGUCUUUGGUUUCUUCAAUCUGGCCAUCACGCCGACCUCCAGGUAUCGCACAUAUGGAAGAGCAACUGGGCACGAUGCAAAUACGAAUGGAAUGGGAGUAUGAGCCACUGAUCUGCUCAUUUCUCAAUCGCAUGCGUGAAAAGCGUGUCAUAACAGAUAAAUUCGAUGAAUCGCUAUACGAUCAAGCUCUAGUUGGCGCCAGGCCUUUUGUUCAGGCAACGAUGUCCGAGGUCAAGAUCAAUAUACGAGAUUCGCAGGGUUACUCGCCAAUUUGCAUGGAGAACAUGCACGAGGCAUCACGCACUCUACAGUUGUAUUCACAGCAGCUCUCUGCUAUCGAAUUUCAUAGAGAAAUGGCACUCGCUCUUCUCGCCGAUUGUGCAGAACUAGCAGAGAUGCUAUGGGAAAACAAUGCGGCUAUGAAAGAAUUUGACAGAACUCGAUACGGCGAGCUUAUGCUUGCAGCUCGAAAGGGCCAAGACUACAUUGACCAAAAACUGCAUGAAAGCAGCGCAGUUGACACGACAUUGGACACUGACAGUGGUAAAACCAUGACUUUUAUCAUUCAUCCCACUAAUGUAAGAUUACGGGAGCUACGGCAGAGGUUUCACAUUGACCUUAUACCGGAGCCUGAAGAAUCAAGCCCAUCUGGCCCCCAGCCCAAGCUCGUAGUCAACCUCCAACUGAUAUAA
Molecule: messenger RNA, 3792 nt
Organism: Fusarium tjaetaba
Lineage: Eukaryota; Fungi; Ascomycota; Sordariomycetes; Hypocreales; Nectriaceae
Product: heterokaryon incompatibility protein het-E-1
Exons: 4
Coding region: 1-3792 (1263 amino acids)
Molecular function (GO): protein binding
Source: RefSeq, a predicted model, not a curated record